AAUGAUUAAAGGAGCAGACAGGUGCGCUCUAUACCGUAACAAACUACUCUGUUGUUGGCUCAUUUUACUGUCGCUUAAACCUGAUCAUUUAGGCACGUGGAAAGGAGACUUUACACAGUUUUAAGUUGCGUUUUGUUGAUAUUUUAUAGCAGUGUAGUGCCUGGACCACAAAGGAGGACUCAGUUUAGUUGAGCUGAGGCAGGCCAGAGCCGCCUCGGCUGCUCUCUAACACUGGAUUAAGUUCCUGAAAGUGAUGAGAAGAAAGAAUUUGUACCAAAAUGGAUAGUAUUCUGGAUAAUCUCUCAACUGAAUUUGUUAGCAUCUGUGUUCGAGAUCCAAGGCUUCACAACGACGAGCUAUGGCACAAUCAUGUUGACUAUGAGAUCAGCCUGCAUACAAACAGCAUGUGUUUUCGUAAGAAGACUUCCUGUGUGAGGCGCCGUUACAGGGAGUUUGUUUGGCUGCGUCACUGUCUGGAGCAAAAUGCUCUGAUCAUACAACUGCCCAAAUUGCCUCCGUGGAACCCCUUUUUUAGUGCGAAGAAAAAGGAGCACGUUAACCAGAGGAUGAAAGGCCUGCAGGAGUUUUUAGAAGAUGUUCUUCAGAAUCCCUUGUUGUUAUCUGACAGCCGGCUCCAUCUGUUCCUCCAGUCGAACCUCUGCAUUGCAAAGAUGGAAAGAUGUGCUCUUGGCAAGACCAGGUACACGGUAGCUGAAGCCAUUCAGCGAUACAUCUGUGAUUGCAUCAGUAGUUUAGAGGACAAGACUUCCUGCGACUCAGACUGUGAAAGCUCUGCAUCAUCAGGCCUGGGGCAUAGUUUUGAUGCUACUCGAGAGAGCCAGGUUUCCUUCCUGCAUUCCCCGGAAACUGAAUUGUAACCAAGCUCUUUGAUCUCCUGAGCAUUUACACACCUUUCCUCUGGACACAAGCAUGGAUCUCUGUAUCAGUCUUCGUGUGAACGUCUCCAGAUGUCUUCCUGCUGUUAACUUCCAAAAACAAUUGUUGUUUUCAACACAUUUU
Molecule: messenger RNA, 1020 nt
Organism: Nematolebias whitei (Rio pearlfish)
Lineage: Eukaryota; Metazoa; Chordata; Actinopteri; Cyprinodontiformes; Rivulidae
Gene: snx10a
Product: sorting nexin 10a
Exons: 7
Coding region: 279-878 (199 amino acids)
Biological process (GO): intracellular protein transport
Molecular function (GO): phosphatidylinositol binding
Source: RefSeq, a predicted model, not a curated record